Messenger RNA from Kogia breviceps (pygmy sperm whale), 1344 nucleotides. It is a transcript of the gene PTRHD1, whose product is annotated as peptidyl-tRNA hydrolase domain containing 1. The record is from RefSeq and is a predicted model, not a curated record. Lineage: Eukaryota; Metazoa; Chordata; Mammalia; Artiodactyla; Physeteridae. Gene Ontology annotation, molecular function: peptidyl-tRNA hydrolase activity.
GAAUGCCGCUCAGCCUUCCACCCUGUCACGGUCUCUUCCGCCACUGCGUCUUACUUUCCCUUAUCUCCUCUCCUCUGGCUCACUCAGGCCAGGGCCGAGAAUUCCCGCUUGCCUUCAAACCCAAGCCAACCAGUCCCAGCGUGCUUUGCACUUCCACCGUACAAAAACAUGGCAGCGUUCAGGGCCCCUCCCUGAUCCCGGCAUGCAUCGGGGGAUAGGCCUGGCCUUUCAGUUGUGCGGGAAGAUGGCGGCCGCUGGCGCAGAGCCGCAGAUCCUGGUACAGUACCUGGUGUUACGAAAAGAUCUAUCACAGGCGCCGUUUUCGUGGCCAGCAGGCGCAUUGGUAGCACAGGCUUGUCACGCAGCCACCGCGGCCUUGCACAUUCACCGGGACCAUCCGCACACGGCCGCUUACCUCCGGGAGCUGGGGCGCAUGCGCAAGGUGGUCCUCGAGGCCCCAGAUGAGACCACCUUAGAGUUGCUGGCAGAGACGCUGCAACAGAAGAACAUUGACCACAAGCUGUGGGUGGAGCAGCCAGAGAACAUCCCCACUUGCAUUGCACUCCGUCCCUACCCCAAGGAAGAAGUGAACCAGUAUUUGAAGAAGUUCCGAUUGUUCAAAUGACUGAAGUUAUCGAUUGCUUUGAUAUGUUUGAAUAUCAGCUGGAUCCAGAAACUGCAGGCUGUCCAUCCCUAAGCACCGUGUACUCCUUUCAGUGGCAAUUCCCUUCCCUUUAAAUUAUGACAGUUUCUUGAGGGUCAAAACAUGUUCAUAUUAAAGUUGUCAUUAAUAAGUAUUUUUAAUUAUUUAUAAGUUCAGAUGGGGAAAGUAGAUGAGUAGCAUUAUCAUCUAUGGGUCAUUGCUCAAAUAGAAGAUUUGGUUAGGCUCCUAUAUAGGGAUCAAGGAAAUACCCUUACUUUUUUGUUAGGAAUAAUAGAGUUCUUCCAGUUACCCAGGUUUAAAACUUUUCCUUUGAAUUCCCUCUUUUAUUUUUUUUUUGAGGUACGGGGGCCUCUCACUGUUGCGGCCUCUCCCGUUGCGGAGCACAGGCUCCGGAAGCGCAGGCUCAGCAGGCAUGGCUCACGGGCCCAGCCGCUCCGCGGCAUGUGGGAUCUUCCCAGACCAGGGCACGAACCCGUGUCCCCUGCAUCGGCAGGUGGACUCUCAACCACUGUGCCACCAGGGAAGCCCUAAAUUCCCUAUUUCUUACUCACAUCCAGGUAUUGUUAUCAUUGAAUCUUUGACACCAUCAACUUUAAGAUACACCAUUAUUUUACGUGUUGUUAAGAAAGAAGAAAUGCUGCCAAUUAAGUUGAAAAAUGUAAUUUCAUUUCAAAGAUGUU